Messenger RNA from Durio zibethinus, 2815 nucleotides. The record is from RefSeq and is a predicted model, not a curated record. Lineage: Eukaryota; Viridiplantae; Streptophyta; Magnoliopsida; Malvales; Malvaceae.
UGCUGAAGUCGUAUAUGUCUUUCCUUUUGGUUUCUUUAGUUGUUCUUUUGCAUUAAAGCAGCUUUUUUUUCAAUGUUUUCUGAUGAUAAUUCAACGUAUAUUUACUCAUUAAUUUAAUCUUUCUGGAAUGCUACUCUGUUUUCCAUGAAAUUGGAGUUCUUGGUUUUUUCUCUUCCUUUUUCCCCUUGAGAAGGCUUCCUUAUCUGGUAUAAGCAUGCCGUUGCUUUGUAUUUGUAUACUUCAAUUGAAUGUUACCUUGAAAAUCUUUGUUUAAUCAAACUUCUGUUAAGUAAAAUAAUCUUGGGUUCGUUUCAUUGAAUUAUUCUUUGGAGUUAAACUGAAGGAAUAAGAAGAUACAAAUGUAAAUUAGAUGCAUUUAUGCUUCCUUCAUGCAUGAUUUUUCUUUUUUCUUUUUUCCCAUAAAUUGGGCCCACAAAAGAACACUCAUUAGUUUAAUCACUCACAGAAAUGAUCACUGUGGUUUUUCCAUAUUCAUUUUUAUUAGUACUUGUUUUACUUGGAGCUUUUUCCUCCGUCCAGUUGAUUUUUGUGCUUGACGUGAUUAAUCAAAUGAUGGUAUUGGUUUGUAUGUUUGUGUCUAUGACGUAUUGCUGGUGUGUAGACUUAUUCUUAUUCCAUGCAUUAUUUAUUUAUGUUUGUAUUUUUUCAAAUUUUUAAUAUAAGUAGGUUACAGGGUUUUUCAUUGAUUCUUGCAAAUGUUUUCUGUUUGUAAGCUUAAGUUAUUUUAAUUAUGGUUUUAUUGUUUUUAAUUAUGUUGUUGUGAUUACAUUAAUGAAUGGUAUGUUUAUAAAAUUAUAUGUCUACUGGUAUAUGAAUGGAUGAUUAUCCGCUGACCAAGGAAGUGUAUGUUUUUGGGUUUAUCAUAUUCAAACAAUGCAAUGAUAAAAUUUUAUUUUUUUAAAGGUGUGUUCUGAGAAUGAGAAUAAGCUCAUAUCUAUGCUCAAAUUGGAUGUAUUCUACCUUAGAUGAUUAUCCGACCAAAAUAAGCUUUAUUGAUGGUCAACUGCGGUAUCAAAUUUCCUCUUUGCUCUCACCACAAGAGUGGUCUUUUGCCAUUUAUAUAUGUCUGGAUGCUUUUAUUCAGUGUCCAAAGGCAAAGGGAACAAUCACCCUUUUCAAGAAGGCCUCAAGCAUUCCUAUAUUCUAGUUUUGGGCUUUUUUUUUUGCCUUUUAAUUUCUUUUGGUUUGAAUAAAAACUGGCUGAAGCAUGUGAGUAACCUAAUAAACUUAGAUUAGAGGUUUUGUCUUCCUCUUUUUUGACUGAAACCUUCCUGUAUGGGCCUUGAUUGUUUUAGUUUUGCUCUUGCAUUUUGUUUUGUUAAAACUUGACUAAGCUGAAAGUUGAUGGAAAAUACGGAAGAAAGUUUGAAUCAUUGAUUUAAUUUUGCUUAUAUGGAUGAUUUCAUGUCACAUUAGUAACAUAUCCAUGAUUCCAUAGUUGACAAUGGUCGAUUAGAUGAUCUUUUAUUAUUGCAUUGAAUAUUUUAUGGUAAUCAUGGUCUUUCAAUCAUGUUAACUUACUGUCUUGGAUAUCUUUGAUUAUCCUUUUCUUGACUGUUCAACUGGCUGAAUGAAUUCAGAUGGAUGAGAUUGCGAAUAUGCUUAUUGCUUGUUAUUAUUUCACUGUGUGAUUCUUUUUUUCUCUUUUUAACUAAUGAAGAAGGGAUAGAGAUUGGAAAGAUGAUGGAAAACAAAAGGAGCCCCUGCUCUGUUGACCAUAGCAGUUUCACUUCUUUGGCAUCCAAGCGGCAGAAGGCUGAUUUAUCUAUCUCCACAAAGGAUAGAAAGGAGAAGCUUGGUGAACGCAUUGUCGCUCUGCAGCAGCUUGUUUCACCGUAUGGAAAGACAGAUACAGCUUCUGUCCUCCUGGAGGCAAUGGAAUACAUCCAAUUUCUUCAUGAACAAGUUAAGGUGUUGAGUGCUCCAUAUCUCCAAACCACACCAACAAAUAAUAUGCAGGAUGUAGCGCAUUAUAGCCUGAGAACCCGAGGUUUAUGCCUUGUUCCAAUCUCUUGUACCGUUGGAGUUGCUCGCAGCAAUGGUGCCGAUAUUUGGGCUCCCAUCAAGACCACAUCUCCGAAAUUUGAUGGGGCCAUCUCACAAUUCAAUUAACAUUUUAUUUCACAGCAACUGGCAGGCUUUGAAAUUCACUAGAAUUGGUUUAGAAGGUAACCGACUUACUAUUGAACGCACGAAAAUUUCCCAGGCUGAUGCAACUUUGUAACAGAAAUUUAUAGUGAUGAUGCACUAAGAAAGGAUGGUGGUAGGCAAAGUUAUUAGUCUUUGAUUGCGAGAAUUUUUUAUCUAAAUGCAGUCCUGCACCUUUCUCGUUUUAAGCCGGUGCCGGGGGAACAAGCUGCAUUCAAGCUAUUCAAUUAUAAAAACUUCUUGCUCUCUCCUGAUCAUGUCAUGUAAAAUGUAUAUUGAUGAACAUGAGUUGAAUAACUACUUUAAAUUGUAUCUAUUAAUAUAGGUGGGGAAAUCCAUGGUUAAUAUAGCUGUCCUGUCUCUUUUUGAGGAAUCAUUAUGGGUUCAUACAUUAUUGCCUCGCUAAUUAAGACUUGUGCUCAAAGAAUGUGUGGGUUUCAAAUUGUUGCAAAUUUACUUUGGGAACCAAAUAGUAUGAUUAUCUUGGUCUUUUGCUUUAAUUUGGAGAAGAGUGAUUCGAGCUUUUUUUUUUUUUAGUUGGGGAACGGGGAUUAGAAUCUUGUUUUUGAGUAGAAAGAUCAUGCAUCAAUUACUGAGUCAAAUAAUGUUUGAAUGCAUAAUUUUGCUCUUUAAAUAAGGGAUCAUG